Molecule: messenger RNA, 1482 nt
Organism: Dissoconium aciculare CBS 342.82
Lineage: Eukaryota; Fungi; Ascomycota; Dothideomycetes; Mycosphaerellales; Dissoconiaceae
Product: cytochrome P450
Exons: 3
Coding region: 1-1482 (493 amino acids)
Molecular function (GO): heme binding; iron ion binding; oxidoreductase activity, acting on paired donors, with incorporation or reduction of molecular oxygen
Source: RefSeq, a predicted model, not a curated record
AUGUUCAGUCGACUCAAACAUCUUCCUACACCAAACCAAGGCCACUUUCUUUUCAGGCUGGUAGCCGAGCCCAAUGCUCUCGAGAUGGAGCGAUGGCUGGACGAGGUGCCGAACGAAGGACUGAUUCGUUACUACGGCCAAUGGAACAAGGAACGACUACUUGUCGCCACUCCUACCGCCGCGAGGGAUCUCCUCACGGUCGCUGCGUACAAGUCCGUCAAGGCAACGGACGUUCGACGAGUAGUCACCAAUGUUUCAGGGCCUGAGGGAUUGCUGAUUCUGGAGGGAGAGAAACACAAGAGGAUCAGUAAAGCCGUCCUGCCCGCUUUACGAUCUGACGAAGUUCGACGAGCAUAUCCGAUCAUGUGGGAAAGUGUCCAUAACUUGACCAAAGCCAUGUUAAACCAGGCCGAAGAAAAGAGGGCACCCCAAUCAAUUGUCGCUGCCGGUCAAUUUCUGAAGCUGAUGAACGCCGCUCUCAUCGACACCAUUGCUAAGUGGGGGUUUUCUAUCAAUCUCGGCGCUGUAUUCGAUAUCAGAGCCUCUAUCCCUCGAACCUAUAUCGGAUCGUUGAAAACAACCAAACAUGGCCAGUCAUUCAUCUGGUGGGCAUUCACGGUCGGACCUGAUUUGAUCAUGAGUCUGCCCGUACGGCCUGUCAAAAUCAUGAACGCUCUCUCCAAGUUCGCUGAUAACACGGCCAAAAGCCUUGUGAAUCCACGUAUAGCCGCUUUGGAGGCGCCCGACAAGGAUCAGCCGGCGCCUCACGACAUGCUCAGCAUCUUCAUGAAGUCCGACAAGCUUGAUAACCAUGAUUUGGUUCACCAAUCUGCGCAUAUGAUUGCGGCAUCUACUGAGACCACUGCCUCCACGCUGGCUUGGGUCGUUCACCUCCUCGCUCGGCACCCGGAGUGUCAGCAGCGGAUCCGAGAGGAAGUCCGAGCCCACAUGUCUCCUCCGAUUCCAGCUGAAGGCAAUCGCGAUUUCAACGACGCCAAUUUUCGCGAAUUGAAGUAUCUCGAGGCAGUGAUCAAGGAGAUUCUCCGCUUCCAUUCUGUCAACACCAUUCUGUGGAGGGAGUUGAUAGAGCCGGCAACUGUCGCUGGAACACGGCUUUCAGCCGGGACGAGGAUUGCAUAUUCGCCCUGGACAUCUGGACGCGAUCCCCGGUUCUGGGGUCCUGAUGGCAGGGUCUUCAAUCCCGACCGUUGGCUCAAAGACCCGAUCAAGGGAGGCGCUUCAGAUACCUUCGCAUUCUUGACUUUCGGCGCUGGACCCCGCAGAUGUCCCGGCGAGGAAUAUGCGAAAGCACAGCUGCGGUGUAUCAUUGCUGGAAUAAUCGGCCGGUUUGAACUGUCGCCGUACACCGGUACGAAGAGCUCCGAUGUUGGUACGGAGAUUGGCGAUUUUUCAGCCUUCACACUUUUCAAGGUCAUGGAGGGUGGCUUGCAGGUCAAUGUCAGAGAAGUCGAGGGAUGGUAG